Messenger RNA from Trichomonas vaginalis G3, 537 nucleotides. RefSeq lists its product as uncharacterized. The record is from RefSeq and is a predicted model, not a curated record. The coding region runs from base 1 to 537 and encodes 178 amino acids. The transcript has a single exon. Lineage: Eukaryota; Parabasalia; Trichomonadida; Trichomonadidae.
AUGAACAUUAUGAUGGUGUCAUCAAAGAAUGAGAUGAUUAAAAGCCAAAAAAUAGUUCAAAUACCAGGAGUGAACGGAAAUUCUCUUAUUUGUACUGAAUCAGAAAAAAUAAGAUCACCAAAUUUCUCAGGUGAUCCAGCAGAACUGCUUUCCAAGCUUGGUGGUCGUUGUUACAAAAUCGAUGCUGAUGGAGAGCUUUUUGAAUUUUGUUAUGAAGGAGAGUCAAAGCUAAAUGGUGUAUCUCUUGGUUAUUUUGCUGGAUAUAUAUUCAAUAAUAACAAACUUUUUUCAGAAACAUCUAAUGGUUAUCAAUGCGGAAAUUCUACUUAUCGAUUAACAACUUAUUAUGAUUGUGACUAUAGUGCAAAGAAGUACGAGCCUAAAAUACCUGCAUUUUGGCAUGAUAAAGACGAUGAAUGUCAUUUAUUCACGGAAAUUUAUAAUAGACAGCUAUGCAAACAUCACGUAUUCUCAUCUUCAGAAACCUUAGAUGUCACAUGUAUUUCAAAGAACGUUUACGAGAAUAUAUUCGUUUAA